Sus scrofa (pig) is the source of this 3429-nucleotide messenger RNA. NCBI's taxonomy places the organism in Eukaryota, Metazoa, Chordata, Mammalia, Artiodactyla, Suidae. The record is from RefSeq and is a predicted model, not a curated record.
AUGGGCCGGGCCCGGCCGGGCGAGCGCGGGCCGCCCAGCCCCGGCCCCGCCGAGCCGCCCGCUCCCCCGCCGCGCCGCGGCCGCAUCCUGGCGCUGCUCGGAGCGCUGUUCGCCGCCGCCGCGGCCGCCGCCGCCGCGCGGGCCUUCGCCCGCCACUCCGAGGCCCAGGCGGCUGGGAGGCAGGAUUCAGCACUGAAAGCCCUGGGGACAGAAGGCCUCUUCCUCUUUUCCUCCCUGGACACUGACCAGGACAUGUACAUCAGCCCUGAGGAGUUCAAGCCCAUCGCCGAGAAGCUGACAGGGUCAACUCCUUCGGCCAGCUACGAGGAGGAGGAGCUGCCCCCUGACCCCAGUGAGGAGACACUCACCAUAGAAGCGCGAUUCCAGCCUCUGCUCCCAGAGUCCAUGACCAAGAGCAAAGAUGGGUUCCUGGGGGUCUCCCGCCUGGCCCUGUCCGGCCUCCGCAACUGGACCUCCGCAGCCUCACCAAGUGCAGUGUUUGCCGCCCGCCACUUCCGGCCCUUCCUUCCCCCUCGAGGCCACGUGGAGCUGGGCGAGCCCUGGUGGAUCAUCCCCAGUGAGCUGAGCGUCUUCACCGGCUAUCUGUCCAACAACCGCUUCUACCCACCACCACCCAAGGGCAAGGAGGUCAUCAUCCACCGGCUCCUGAGCAUGUUCCACCCUCGGCCCUUCGUGAAGACCCGCUUUGCCCCUCAGGGGGCCGUCGCCUGCCUGACCGCCAUCAGUGACUUCUACUACACCGUGAUGUUCCGCAUCCACGCCGAGUUCCAGCUCAGUGAGCCGCCCGACUUCCCCUUCUGGUUCUCACCAGCUCAGUUCACCGGCCACAUCAUCCUCUCCAAAGACGCCACCCACGUCCGCGACUUCCGGCUCUUCGUGCCCAACCACAGGUCUCUGAAUGUGGACAUGGAGUGGCUAUACGGGGCCAGUGAGAGCAGCAACAUGGAGGUGGACAUCGGCUACAUACCCCAGAUGGAGCUGGAGGCCAUGGGCCCCUCAGUGCCCUCUGUGAUCCUGGACGAGGACGGCAACAUGAUCGACAGCCGCCUGCCCUCGGGGGAGCCCCUCCAGUUUGUGUUUGAGGAGAUCAAGUGGCAGCAGGAGCUGAGCUGGGAGGAGGCCACCCGGCGCCUGGAGGUGGCCAUGUACCCCUUCAAGAAGGUCACCUACCUGCCGUUUACCGAGGCCUUUGAGCAAGCCCAGGCCAAGAACAAGCUGGUGCACUCAAUCCUGCUGUGGGGGGCCCUGGACGACCAGUCCUGCUGAGGUUCAGGGCGGACUCUCCGGGAGACUGUCCUGGAAAGUUCGCCCAUCCUCACCCUUCUCAACGAGAGCUUCAUCAGCACCUGGUCCCUGGUGAAAGAGCUGGAGGACCUGCAGAACAACCAGGAGAACCCAUCCCACAAGAAGCUGGCUGGCCUGCACCUGGAGAAGUACAGCUUCCCCGUGGAGAUGAUGAUCUGCCUGCCCAAUGGCACCGUGGUUCACCACAUCAACGCCAACUACUUCUUGGACAUCACCUCCAUGAAGCCCCAGGACAUCGAGAACAAUGUCUUCAGCUUCUCGUCCACUUUUGAAGACCCGUCCACAGCCACAUACAUGCAGUUCCUGCAGGAGGGCCUUCGCCGCGGCCUGCCUCUCCUCCAGCCCUAGUGUGCCCGCCUGGCCCAGCCAUGAGAAGCCAGGCUGGACGGGGGCCGCUCGGCCCCUCUGCCCCGAGGUCCUCACACAUUUCACACGGCAGGCCCUCCCACUGCACCUGUCAGGCGCCUGUGGGCCCGGGGUCAGCCAAGGGUGGCAUCCGAGCUUUGCCUCAAUGAUGAGGAGACAAGGGAUCUUGGGCUGACCAGGUGGGGGGAUCUCUAGCUCCAGCUGCCAACAUCAGCUUUUUACUGCCUGCCUGGCUCCAGAAGCUGCUCAGGGGCCCCCAAGCAGGGCCUGGGGGCAUCUCCCUGGACCACACCCACUCAGGCAUAUGGCCCAGGCCCUUGAGGGGUAAACAGGAGGAAAGAGUGGGUGCUGGGAAGAAAGGGCCACCUCUCUCUCCUAACUCUCCCCUCUCCCAGAAGAAACAUCCAGAAGCCCUGGCCUGGGGGUGGGGGAGGCUAUCAAGGAAGCACUCCUGUUUGUCUGGAGCCUUCUUGCCGUAGCCCUGGCUCCGUCCUGUGCCAGUGGGGUCGGUCUUAGGGGAGAGAACCUUCUGGAAGCUGCAGGACGGAACCCUCCUUCAGAAGGGGAGGUCACACUGUGCCCCUGUUGCUCCCAAGAUGGUUCAUGUGCGACCUGAUGACAGGACCCCAGAACCUAUUUUAGGACUUGCUGGAGGCCAGCUCUCUGGGGGAGGUUUACUGUGAAGUAGGCUCCUUGGCACGGAGUCCGCGGUGGCCCAGGACCACAGCAGCCCUACCACCCACCCUAGCGCAGGUCACAGUAGGACUGCUAGAGCCAGUGUCCCCACAAUACCAACUCCUGCCCCUCGGACCGCAACCCCACAGAAGUGCAGCCCCCCCAAGGAACACAGCCUCCCCCAGAGCUGGCGUUGUCCCGGCCCUCGGGCCACCCAGAGCAGCUUGUCCACCACUGAGAGGCCGCCGACUCUCUCUGGCCACUCUAGGGCCUUGGCCCACAUCCUAAGCCACUGACUAUAGCCAGUCUCUUUUUUAUACAUGGAAAAAAAGUGUUUUUAUGUGAACUUUCUCACGGUUUGUAUGUAUUUUUGAUAUAGCCCUGGCACAGAGGAGAAAGAAGGGGGCCAUGGUAUCCCCAGCAGCCGCCCCAUGAUUGCUGGAUCUGAAAGCCUCGGUGGGUCCAGCUUGAUGUCUUUGCAGUUGCUCCUGCGGGAAGAAAUAUCCCUCUCUUCCUUCUCCUCUUCCAGCUUUUUAAAAAUAGUCCUCAGAGAGUCAUUAUACCCCCAGCUCUCUCCUUGUUCUCCACAAGGGGCCUUGGGCUUCCUUGGGCUUUCAUCAAGCCUGCUCCCCCUCCCCUAACGCACGGGGGCCUCCCUCUUAAACCUGGAAGGGAAGGAAGGCAGACGUUCCCCCAGAUGCGCCCCAGGCCUCUGCCUGCCACACCGAGUCCUCCUCACAGACGUCUUGUUCUCAAUGUUGUCAUCAAGUACCAUCGUAAUGGCCAGCUGUCAAGAGUCUAAGACAGUCUGUCUAAGGCACUUUAAGAUUACAGGUAUUUCGCGCAUGGAAUCCUAGUUGGAUAUUAAUCAUUCCCAUUUUGCAGUUGAAGAAACUGGGUCUCAGGAAAGUGAAGUGACUUGCCCAAGGCCCCUCAGCAGUAGAGUUGAAAUUCAGCCUGUAUCUUGAUGUUGGACUGUUUUGUCUUGCACUGUGCCCUCUGCUCCUCUCCCCUCUGCCUGUUUUCACUGAGGUGAAAAAAAGAAAUCCUUUCAAAUCAAAA